This is a messenger RNA of Bufo gargarizans (Asiatic toad), 1906 nucleotides long. RefSeq names its product core histone macro-H2A.2. Gene Ontology annotation, cellular component: nucleosome. The transcript is spliced from 9 exons. Gene Ontology annotation, biological process: nucleosome assembly. Bases 347 to 1462 code for a protein of 371 amino acids. NCBI's taxonomy places the organism in Eukaryota, Metazoa, Chordata, Amphibia, Anura, Bufonidae. Gene Ontology annotation, molecular function: protein heterodimerization activity; structural constituent of chromatin; DNA binding. The record is from RefSeq and is a predicted model, not a curated record.
CGGGCCGGAGACUCCGCCCCCCGGAGGCCGUGGAUUUGAAUAUGCCCCAUUGCCCGUUGCGCCGCCCCUCGCCCCGCCCACAUCCCUUCUCUCCGCGUCCCACCUCCUGGUUUUACUAUCAGCCCUAAGAGCUUCCAUUUACACACUGGUGGGGGGGGAGGGAAAACAAGAAAAUAAUACAAAAGGCCACAAAAGACAAAACAAUAACAAUAGGAAGACUAAAGAGAAGAGCGAGCGGCAGCCUGGCAUCUCCUGGAGGGCGCACACGGGCGGCAGUGCAGACAGUGAUUCCAGUUGAUUAAAAAGCGUUUGCAAUUCUCAGAAACGGGCACUAGACAAAACAAAGAUGUCUGCACGAGGGGGGAAGAAGAAGACCACCAAAUUGUCCCGCUCAGCCAGGGCUGGAGUAAUAUUUCCAGUUGGUAGAAUGAUGCGUUACUUAAGAAGAGGCACACACAAGUACAGGAUAGGCAUGGGUGCCCCUGUUUAUAUGGCUGCUGUCAUCGAGUAUUUGGCAGCUGAGAUCUUGGAGCUUGCAGGGAAUGCAGCCAGAGACAAUAAGAAAGGAAGGAUUACUCCAAGGCACAUACUCUUAGCAGUUGCCAAUGAUGAAGAACUCAAUCAGUUACUUAGAGGGGUGACAAUUGCAAGUGGAGGAGUCCUGCCAAGAAUUCACCCUGAGCUCUUGGCUAAAAAGCGUGGUACCCGCGGCAAAGAGACUAUCCUUUCUCAGCCCGUAGAGAAGAAAAAGAAAAAAAGUGGCAAAGCAUUGGACAAACUGACCAAGAAGGCAAAAGCUGGGAAGAACAAAGUACUCAGAAAGGAAAAACAAGCAGAUGGAAAGGAAGGCGCAUCCAGUUCCACUUCCGAUGAUGGCCCAGGAGAUGGGUUUACUAUCCUUUCUUCAAAAAGUCUUUUGCUUGGGCAGAAGUUGUCCUUGACUCAGAGUGAUCUUGGUCAUAUAGGCUCAAUGAAAGUUGAAGGCAUCAUCCAUCCAACAACAGCGGAAAUUGACCUAAAAGAAGAUAUAGGAAAUGCCUUGGAAAAAGCUGGAGGAAAGGAGUUCCUGGAAGCUGUGAAAGAGCUUCGUAAAUCUCAUGGACCCUUGGAGUUGACUGGAGCUGCCCUGAGUCAAGCGAAUGGAUUAGCAGCCAAGUUUGUCAUCCACUGCCAUAUCCCGCAGUGGGGAGCAGACAAGUGUGAAGAGCAGCUGGAGAAGACCAUCAAGAACUGUUUAUCAGUCGCUGAAGAGAAGAAGCUCAAAUCUGUGGCAUUUCCUUCUUUCCCAAGUGGCAGAAACGGCUUUCCCAAGCAGACAGCGGCUCAGGUCAUUCUGCGAGCCAUCUCCAGCCAUUUUGGCUCCUCCAGCUCAUCCACUGUGAAGAAUAUUUACUUCCUUCUGUUUGACAGCGAAAGCAUUGGGAUCUAUGUGCAGGAAAUGGCCAAGCUUGACACAAAGUAGAAGUAAGAGUUCACAGAGCAGCUUCGCACACAAGGGUGGUUGUACUCCAGUAGAAGAUUGGAGGCCUAGAGCUGAAGAAUUAAUGUUAAGAAGGUGUUGAAACACAUUUGAAGUUUUGUGGUUUGAGGACAGAUUUUACAUUUAUUUCCCAUGGUUGACGAGGCAUAUUUGGGCUAAUUCUCAUUGAAUUCUCCUAUUUCUGUACCAAGCCAGCACCCUAUUUGCAUUUUUAUAGAGUCUUUAAAGAAAUAUCCCUCUGUCGUCAUCAACCAUGUUUUAUUUCCUUCAAGGAUGUUGUUCCCAAUGUCUUCUCUUACUUUUCCUGUCUUAUUAUUUUAGACUUAGUGUUACGACAGCUAAAAAUCUGUUUUAGAUUUGUAGUAAUGAAUUUUACAAAUGUAAUAAGACCACAAUAUUAUUUAAAAAAACUAAGCAAAGUUCUUA